Bufo gargarizans (Asiatic toad) is the source of this 1952-nucleotide messenger RNA. RefSeq names its product potassium calcium-activated channel subfamily N member 1 (gene KCNN1). The coding region runs from base 219 to 1952 and encodes 577 amino acids. Gene Ontology annotation, cellular component: neuronal cell body; neuron projection; plasma membrane. Gene Ontology annotation, molecular function: small conductance calcium-activated potassium channel activity; calmodulin binding. Lineage: Eukaryota; Metazoa; Chordata; Amphibia; Anura; Bufonidae. The record is from RefSeq and is a predicted model, not a curated record. The transcript is spliced from 9 exons. Gene Ontology annotation, biological process: potassium ion transmembrane transport.
UGGAGCGAAGAGACAUUGCAGCAGUGACCAAUCUACAAGACCAGGGUGGGCUCCUCGGCUGCGGCAGUGCGGCGGACGCCAAGGAAACAACUUCUCCUCUCAUUUCCCCGCCACAUUCCGGGCAAAAUGAGGCGAGGGAAGAAGUGAACGUCCUCCGGUCCCCAUCCCAUGUCCUGGAGAAGAGCGUCUGGGCACUGCUAUGCCAGAGAAUUAACCCUAUGUGGCUUGGUUUCCAGUUCGCAGCAUGGGGGAACGCUGACCUACCGCCCAUCAGUCAUGAUGGUCCAGAAGCAUCCUUCAGACAGUCCAACCGUUUUUCGGACAUAGCCAUGAACAGCUGCAGAUACAACGGGGGAAUCCCAAGACCCCUCAGCAGCCUAGGUUCCUCUAGGAGGAACCUCCAUGAGACAGACCCAGAGACCCAGCCCCUGCAAACACUACACAGCCCAGGAAUCGAAGUGGUAGUAAGCAAAAACGACCCUAUCAAAGCAUCUCACCGCAGCCUACGGGGAGGGGAAGACGGUAGCCAAGGAGGUCAUAAGGGCCAAAAGAAGAACCAAAACGUGGGCUACAAACUAGGUCAUCGAAGAGCGCUGUUUGAGAAGAGAAAAAGGCUCAGUGACUACGCUCUCAUAUUUGGGAUGUUUGGCAUAGUGGUCAUGGUCACCGAAACUGAGCUAUCCUGGGGGGUCUACACAAAGGAAUCCUCAUACUCAUUUGCACUGAAAUGCCUUAUCAGCCUCUCAACUGCUAUCCUACUUGGACUCAUCAUCAUGUACCAUGCAAGAGAGAUCCAGCUUUUUAUGGUGGACAACGGAGCAGAUGAUUGGAGAAUAGCCAUGACCUAUGAACGGAUAUUUUUCAUCACCCUAGAGUUGACUGUGUGUGCCAUCCAUCCCAUUCCUGGACAAUACUCCUUUACAUGGACAGCUCGCCUGGCCUUCUACUAUACACCUUCUGUAGCCAAUGCUGACAUAGACAUCAUCUUAUCUAUCCCCAUGUUCUUAAGGCUAUACUUAAUUGGAAGAGUUAUGCUCCUUCAUAGCAAGCUUUUCACUGAUGCCUCAUCAAGGAGCAUAGGUGCCCUCAAUAAGAUCAAUUUCAAUACUCGCUUUGUAAUGAAGACUCUUAUGACCAUCUGUCCAGGCACGGUUCUCCUGGUUUUCAGUAUCUCAUCCUGGAUCAUUGCAGCAUGGACAGUUCGAGUAUGUGAAAGGUACCAUGACAAACAGGAGGUAACCAGUAACUUCCUGGGUGCCAUGUGGCUCAUUUCAAUAACGUUCCUAUCAAUUGGCUAUGGAGACAUGGUGCCCAAUACUUACUGCGGAAAGGGAGUCUGUCUGCUGACAGGCAUUAUGGGUGCAGGCUGCACAGCUCUGGUUGUUGCUGUUGUUGCAAGAAAGUUGGAGCUUACCAAAGCUGAGAAACACGUACACAACUUUAUGAUGGACACACAACUUUCAAAGCGGGUGAAAAAUGCAGCUGCCAACGUGCUCAGGGAAACGUGGCUCAUUUACAAAUAUACAAAACUUGUACGAAAAAUCGAUCAUGCUAAAGUACGCAAGCAUCAACGCAAGUUCCUGCAAGCAAUUCACCUAUUACGCAGUGUGAAAAUGGAGCAGAGGAAGCUCAAUGAUCAAGCCAACACUCUGGUGGAUUUAGCAAAGACCCAGAAUGUUAUGUAUGACCUAAUGUCUGAACUACAAGAACGGAAUGAUGACCUUGAAAAGAGAAUUAUAACCCUGGAGACCAAGAUUGACUCCUUAAAUGGCACGCUCCAUGCUCUUCCAGGGCUGAUCGCUCAGGCUCUGCUCCGAGAGCAGGGAGAACUCUUCCUCAUGCGUUCCCACAGACCAUUUCUCCCUUCUAAUAGCUCGGACAAUUCAUGGACCCCCCCACGUAGACGUACCUCACCUUCCACUGCCCCGCACACCUCUUCAGACAGCGGCUGA